This is a messenger RNA of Drosophila ficusphila, 1140 nucleotides long. RefSeq lists its product as uncharacterized. Bases 1 to 1140 code for a protein of 379 amino acids. The transcript has 2 exons. NCBI's taxonomy places the organism in Eukaryota, Metazoa, Arthropoda, Insecta, Diptera, Drosophilidae. The record is from RefSeq and is a predicted model, not a curated record.
AUGUGGGACAACCCCCACAGCGACCGACUGUUCCAGUUCGGGAACGUGGGCUACCGGCAGGACCAUCCCGGCCGGCUUGCCCACCCCCCCGCGGCUAUACAGAAGACCAAGCCCGCCAAUAAGGCAGAUGUCCUUCCAGCCAGAGGACAACCAGGAGGCCUUGGCGACCCCAACAGGAAAGGCCUGUCGGGGUCCAAGGUCAAAUGGUACCUCAGUUAUCUUCAGCAGGGCAUGACACCUGAUGAAGCUUUGAAGAAGGCGAAGGAGCCACGACCAGUGGUACAAAACGUUGCCCCUGCCAGCAAACGGGCAAAUAGUACCCUCACCCCUCCGAUGGACACCCCGAAAAGGUCCAAGUCAGAGGGCAUCAAAGAGGCAGCGGCACCUCCCCCCCGUCCCCCAAGGCCUGAUGAGCCUAGCACAUCGAAGGCGGCGGCGACGAGGAGACCCCCUCCUGAGGUAUCUGCUGGCACACCCUGCGUGCCGAAGGCGGGUGACAAGGGUGAGAAGCAGCCACCCUCCACUUGUGCGGCACCUCUCACUGGCACACACACCUCCUACGCGAAGGCCGCCAAGAGAGUCAGAGUUGCGGUACUACCUGAAGACUACCCGCAGGUGUACCUGAGCAACGAAGAGCUUGCCGAGCUGGAGGAGGCCAUAAUGGACGACGUAGUCACGUCUGAAUGGGACUCAGCAGUCGCCUUCAGAGGUAUCCACUUUAGGGUCGGAUACCUCCUGAUAGACUGCUUGGACCAGGACUCGGCGGACUGGCUGAGGGCUGUAACGCCUCAGCUAAGGACGUGGAAGGGCGUGCCCCUUGACACUAGGGUAGGAGAAGACAUUCCUGCGGCAUACAAUGUCACAGUCUUCUGCCCUAGAAGUGCAGAAAGAAGCAAUGAGGAGCUUCUGAUGAUGCUGGGACGCCAGAACAGAAUGGAGGUCGAUUCCUGGAAGGUGAUCUCCCGAAAGAACGACGGAGGCGGGGCACUCGUCGUUAUAGGGAUAGACCAACUCACCCGAGACGAGAUCGUCUCUAAAGGGCACCAGCUGAACUUUAGAUUCGGGACCGUCUCGGCUAUCGCCGAUAUGGACGUGGAGAGUAAGGAUGAACAUCCCUCGCCCUGCCAGGAGGUGGCAUAA